GCUGUCAUGGCGUCUGAGGCGCUGUCUGAGGAGAACCCGCCGCGGUCUCUUUAGAGCGAGGGGCGGGCGGCUGGGUAUGGAGAGCGGCCCUGAGAGCCUGCAGCCGCUAGAACACGGAGUGGCCGCCGGGCUGGCGCCAGGGUCAGGUUCUCCGCAGGAAGGGCGACAGGAGACCAGGCUCGCCGCUGGGGAUGGUCCUGGAGUAUGGGCGGCGGAAAGCAGCGGCGGGAAGGGGCAGGGGGCGGCAGUGGCCGGGAGGAGCCUCUCGGACUCGGCUUCUUCCGCCGGCUCGCCUCGGGUUCUCGUACCCUGCAGCUCCCUCCCGGACUUGGACUUGAAGGGGAGCGAUUUGGAGAGUCCUGCUGCCCAGAAGGCGCCUCUGACAGGGCAGCACAAGGUGACCGCCUCCCCGGAGGCAGCUGAGGCCGGAGCCGACCAUGAGUUGGUUCCGGCCGGAGACGCGGGCGCCCUCGCGGAUCCCGCCGGCACCUGCCGGGCAGAGUCGGCGGCCGCGGGCUCUGAGGAGCCCAGCAGCGGCGGCGGCCUCAGCAGCAGUUGCAGCGACCCGAGCCCUCCCGGGGAAUCGCCGAGCCUGGACUCUCUGGAGUCGUUCUCUAACCUGCAUUCUUUCCCGAGCAGCUCCGAGUUCAAUAGUGAGGAAGGAGCUGAGAACAGGGUCCCCGAGGAGGAGGAGGGAGCGGCGGUGUUGCCCCGGGCUGUGCCUCUGUGCCGAGAGGAGGAGCAGGAGGAGGGGGAGGCAGCCCAGGUGCUGGCGGCCUCCAAGGAACGCUUCCCGGGACAAUCUGUUUAUCAUAUCAAGUGGAUCCAGUGGAAGGAAGAGAACACACCCAUCAUCACGCAGAAUGAGAAUGGCCCCUGCCCUUUACUGGCCAUCCUCAAUGUUUUGCUUCUGGCCUGGAAGGUGAAACUUCCACCGAUGAUGGAAAUCAUAACUGCUGAACAGCUGAUGGAAUAUUUAGGAGAUUACAUGCUUGAUACAAAGCCAAAAGAAAUUUCAGAAAUUCAGCGUUUAAACUAUGAGCAGAAUAUGAGUGAUGCUAUGGCAGUACUGCACAAACUACAGACAGGCUUGGAUGUAAAUGUAAAAUUCACUGGUGUUCGAGUGUUUGAAUAUACACCAGAAUGCAUAGUAUUUGAUCUUCUUGAUAUUCCUUUGUACCAUGGAUGGCUAGUGGACCCUCAGAUUGAUGACAUUGUAAAAGCUGUUGGUAACUGCAGCUACAACCAGCUAGUGGAGAAGAUCAUCUCUUGUAAGCAGUCAGACAACAGUGAGCUGGUUAGUGAAGGCUUUGUAGCUGAGCAGUUUCUAAAUAACACAGCCACUCAACUGACAUACCAUGGAUUAUGUGAACUAACUUCAACGGUUCAGGAAGGAGAACUUUGUGUGUUCUUUCGGAAUAAUCAUUUUAGCACCAUGACCAAAUACAAGGGUCUACUGUAUUUGUUGGUAACAGACCAGGGGUUUCUCACAGAAGAAAAAGUUGUUUGGGAAAGCCUACACAAUGUCGAUGGUGAUGGAAAUUUCUGUGACUCCGAAUUUCAUCUGCGGCCUCCUUCUGAUCCUGAAACUGUAUACAGAGGACAACAAGAUCAGAUAGAUCAGGACUAUCUUAUGGCAUUAUCUCUACAACAAGAACAGCAGAGUCAAGAGAUCAAUUGGGAACAAAUACCUGAAGGAAUCAGUGAUUUGGAACUAGCAAAGAAACUCCAAGAAGAGGAGGAUAGACGAGCUUCUCAAUAUUACCAGGAACAGGAACAAGCAGCAGCAGCUGCUGCUUCUGCUUCUACACAGGCCCAGCAAAGCCAGCCAGCUCAAGCCUCUCCAUCAAGUGGCAGACAAUCUGGGAAUAGUGAACGUAAACGAAAGGAACCUCGAGAAAAAGAUAAAGAAAAGGAAAAAAAUAGCUGUGUCAUUUUGUAACAAGUGUGGAUCUUGUUGGAACCAUCUGUAUGUCUUCAGAAACAAAACCAUAGGAGGAAAGGAAGAAAAACCGAUAAAUACCGUCUGUGCCUGAUUUCCCAAUGGAUUUUGUUCAUGUUUUUCAGGGGAAAGGUUGUUACUUAGUUACAAUCAGACUUUUUCAAGUCACACAGUACACUCUUUAUGAGCUGGAGUUUCAUGUUACAAGUUUAAAAUGCUGUGUGUUGUCAUUCAUGAAAAAUAAUGCACUUGUAGCCAAAUAAGCAAAUCACAGCAAAUUUGUGUCAUAGUGACAUUCAUAACUCAUAUCAGUUAGUAAGCUAUUUCAUCUUCUGUUCUAAUAAUGAAUAGUAUUCAUUGUUUCCUUCCUCAAAUCUAAAUAUUAGCACAAUAAUUUCUGAAAUUAAUUUUUACAAUGUUAAGUUAUGACCUAAUCCAUGAGAAACCAGGGGUUUAAUAUAGAUUUAAAAA
This is a messenger RNA of Lipotes vexillifer (Yangtze River dolphin), 2413 nucleotides long. RefSeq names its product MINDY lysine 48 deubiquitinase 2 (gene MINDY2). Gene Ontology annotation, molecular function: cysteine-type carboxypeptidase activity; K48-linked deubiquitinase activity; cysteine-type deubiquitinase activity. Lineage: Eukaryota; Metazoa; Chordata; Mammalia; Artiodactyla; Lipotidae. Gene Ontology annotation, cellular component: cell periphery; cytosol. The transcript is spliced from 9 exons. The record is from RefSeq and is a predicted model, not a curated record. The coding region runs from base 77 to 1942 and encodes 621 amino acids. Gene Ontology annotation, biological process: protein K48-linked deubiquitination.